This is a messenger RNA of Humulus lupulus (European hop), 1389 nucleotides long. RefSeq lists its product as uncharacterized. The transcript has 4 exons. The coding region runs from base 1 to 1389 and encodes 462 amino acids. NCBI's taxonomy places the organism in Eukaryota, Viridiplantae, Streptophyta, Magnoliopsida, Rosales, Cannabaceae. The record is from RefSeq and is a predicted model, not a curated record.
AUGAAGACUCGAGGCCGUGGUUCAUCUUCCAAGUCCGUGAAGUCUCAGCAGGAGACACUUCCUGAAUCUGUUCCCACUGCCACUCCUUCGGUCCCAGCAUCAAUUCCUGCUGUCUCUCCUACUCCAGGCCGUCGUUCUAAAACCACAGCAAGAAAGAAGGUUCUUGCUCUUUCGGGUCCUAUCAGUUCAUCUGUUCUUGGUGCUUCUAGCAAGGGAGUUACGUUCCCAAAUUUGGAUGCUGAGCAAAUUCCUGCCUCGGCGGUUUCACUCGCCUCUCCCGAAGAUCAAUUAAAAGUCAAACCGGCCUUAGCAACUAGUCAGUCCAAAUCAAUUUCUACUGAAGAUGUGUCUGCUUCAUCUGAUCAUAACUCUGAAUCCUCACUAUCUCCUGAUGUGUUGACACCCAAGGCAAAGGGCAAACGUAAGUCCAAAGGUGUUGGGUCGAAGAAAGGGAAAAAGGCCAAAGUGACUAAAUCUAAAGUUCCUCUUGAUAAUUUGGCUGAGGAGACUGACUCUGAAGAAGACCCAUCUGAAGCCUCUCCUGUUGCAUCGGACCCAAAAGGCACAACUCCAUUGGCAUUUCCUGAAUUGUCGUCCAAACUUGCUAAGCAAAAAGGUACUCCUGCCCGUACCUCAGGUUCUUUCAAAGCCCACUCUAUUACAUUCUGUUUUAAUGAUAAUGAGAAGAACAUGCAAUUCUAUGAUCAUCGCCAUUUUAUUAGUGAGCGAAAUUUCCUUUUUGCUCCUCAUCUUGUUUUUGGGGUAUUGCUUACUUUAGAAGAAAGAGACCAAUCUUCUUUCAUGUUCCAUAAAGUUUAUGUUAGGGGUCAUUGGUAUAAUUUUAGCCCGUCCGAAAUUGCUAAGGCUCUCAAUCUCGUCCCUGUGGAGAUUGAUGAUUCUCUUGAGUUUGCAAAGGAUCAAGUUUUGUCUGAACUGGUUGGUCAGGCUAUGGUGUGGGAACCAAGCACCUCUCUUCGUGUCACCGAUCUCACUCAUUUCUAUGGUGCUCUUUUCAAGUUUGCUAUGUUUAAUUGGAUGCCUACCACACAUUCCUCCACCAUCACUCAUGAUAUGGCCUUCCUGUUGUUCAAAAUUGGUACUGGAGUCGCCAUAGAUCUUGGAGCUGUUAUUUUUGACCAAAUCAUGUCUCUAAGUGGUGCCAAACAUGAUCAUGCUCCGUCCACAGCUCGCAAAUUCAAAGGAAUUAAUCUGGCCAGUCCUGCUUCUGGAAAUGUUGUGACUGACACUCCUGCUGUCCCGAUUGAUCUUGGUGCUGUCCAGACAGGAAUUACCAGUCUUUCUGUCCGGUUUUCUCUCAUGGAGGAGACUCAGCGCCAAAUUCUUGCUUCAUUGGCCUCUCUCAAUGCAUCCAGCUCUCCUGCCCCAUGA